Harpia harpyja (harpy eagle) is the source of this 2972-nucleotide messenger RNA. RefSeq names its product integrin subunit beta 1 binding protein 2 (gene ITGB1BP2). The record is from RefSeq and is a predicted model, not a curated record. Lineage: Eukaryota; Metazoa; Chordata; Aves; Accipitriformes; Accipitridae. The transcript is spliced from 11 exons. Bases 1712 to 2809 code for a protein of 365 amino acids.
GCAACAGCUGCAGCCUUGCUGACAGCUCAUGGAAAGGACAAGGAGAUCUGAAACACUAUAGCUCUGCUCAGACCCCGGGGACCGCAAAUUCCCCCAUCAGAGGGCUCUGCCUGGCCUCCUGGGUCCCAAGUGAUCCCUCCUGCCUGAGCAGAGGCUCUGGAUGCCAGCAGUGGUUUUUUACUCACCUUUGGGACUGUUGGGUCAUUUAUUGUGUCCUGAGGCACUGCAGUCCUUUGAGGGAGGUAUUAGCUUGAAGCCACGUGGCUCGUGCUGACGGUUCCCCGGUGCCCUCACAUUUCCUUCCUAGCUUUUUGGUUGGAUGUGGGUUUAUACACGGGCUACCCAGGUAUAAGGAGGCCUGAUGGUGAUGGUGAUAAGUGUCCUCCCCUCCAGCAGGGCCAUCUUCCUUGCUAACGAGAUGACAAAGAAAAGCCUGAUGUUGCUGCUGUCCUAGGUGUCUCAAGGUGGGGAUGGCAGAACUAAGCUGGAGGUAGAGCAGCAGGGCAGUGUGAAAUGAGUCUGGAGUCAUCUCCCUGGUGAGCUCCAGAAUUUCGGCAAGGGUUCAUCCUAACUCUGGACUUUGGAGAUCUUCUUGGGGUGUCAGGAGAUCCUGUAGGCUGUUGUAGGGGAAUUAACCAGGCUAAACAAACAUCAUGGGACAGGGAUGGGGUUAUAUCAGCCACAGUGGACCCUGUGGGUUACCCUCCAGAGCAGACUCCCUGGGCAGCUGCUGCUUGCAGGAUCUGCCCUUUGUGCUGUCUGAUAGUGCCAAAGGCUUAUGUCGAACCUGGUUCCUGAGCAGAAACGCUCUCCAGGUGCUGUGUGCUCCAGCAGGUCAGGGCAGCACCCAGGAAACAGCUGUCUCUGCAAACAGGAACAACAAGAAGGAAAUAAUAUUUGUUUUAGAUGCUUGUAGGAACUAAGUAAAACCUUUGAUCUCAGGAGGGUUUCCUGUUUGUAGAGGAAAACCCUUGGGUCCCAGAAUGUGAGCAGGGAGACCGAGCAAACCCCUCCUGGGUACAGGUGGCCAACGUAACAUUUUGCGUUCUUCUUCUGUGACAACAAUGAUCUUCCAGGGGACAGAUUUCAUCCCUGGGUUGCACAAGACCCUGCAUCAAAGGAUGUCUUGGCCACAUGCACUGCUUUGGUCUGCUGGUGCCUCUGUCAGCAGAUGGUCGUGCCUUUUGGGGCUGGGGGAGAUCAGCACAGGUUUUGCCCUGGGACUCUGGGAAGUCUCUUCCCUUCUUUUUCAGGAAACUUUCAGCUGCUUCUAUAAGUGCUAAAGAAGCUGAGAGCAGUUGGUCAAGAGGAGUCGCAGGUUGCCCUGAGCCGAGCAUGAGCACCAGGGUGGCAGUGAUACCUCCAUGCCAGACACGGGUGGGACGGCAGGCGCUGCGAGGUCCUCUGCCCACCCCAGGUGCGGAGCCACCCUGCAGCACCCACUCCUCUGCCGCUUGCAGGGGCAGGACAGAAAUGCCUCUCAAGAUAACUUGGGCGCUGGGUCCUGUCAGCUGCCAAGCUGCUAUGUCCAUCUUUAGCCUGUUCUCCAGUUACCAGCCACCUCCUCCUGCUGCCUCCAAAGAUAGGCAAAGCCACCUCCCGGCGCCUGGGCUGGAAACUGCGGGGAAGCAGAGGGGGGGAUCACAGGCAGGGAUGAGAUUGAUGGGAUUUUUGUGGAAGGAGUGAAGGACACCACAAGUACACCUGAGCCAUGGCGUUGCUGUGCUACAACAAGGGCUGUGGGCAGAGGUUUGAUCCUGAGCACAAUGCCAGGGAUUCCUGCCUGUAUCACCCGGGCGUCCCCAUCUUCCAUGAUGCCCUGAAGGGCUGGUCUUGUUGCAAGAAACGUACAACAGACUUCUCCGAGUUCCUCUCCAUAAAGGGAUGCACAAAGGGGUUUCACAGCAACGAGAAGCCCCCUGAGUCUUUCAGCCAAGAGGAGACCUCAGACAAGCCAAAGGCUAAUCCAGUGGAGGAGUUUAUCAUCCAAGGACCAAAAUCAGCUGAGAAGAUGCAGCAGGAAAGACCAAGCUCCAAUGAGCCAAGACAACGGCUGCCAAUUAAAGUAUCCAGGUCUCUGGAGCAGGCACUGGAGAAACUGAACUUGUCCUCCAAGAACGAGGCACCUGAGGGCAGUUGCACAGGGGAGGCAGCUGCCCAGGUGAGAGCUGGCACCACCUGCAAGAAUGCAGCCUGCAAGGCGAUAUACCAGGGUCCGGAGAGCAACACAGAGGUUUGUACUUUCCAUCCUGGUGUUCCUGUCUUCCAUGAGGGGAUGAAGUACUGGAGCUGCUGUGGAGUCAAAACAACAGAUUUCAGUGCCUUCCUGGAGCAGCUGGGCUGCAGCAGCGGGCAGCACUGCUGGAUGGGGAAAGGGGACAAGAAGGCGGUGUCAUGCCGGCAGGACUGGCACCAAACCAGCAGCCAGGUGGUGGUGACGGUCUAUGCCAAGAACCCCCUGCCUGCCCUUAGCAGUGUGAAAGCCAACCGCACUGUGCUUGAAGUUCAUAUCAUCUUUGAAGGGAAUAAGAUUUUCCAGGCAGAACUGGAUCUCUGGGGGGUCAUUGAAAUAGAGAAGAGCUUUGUGAGCAUGGUCCCUACCAAGGUGGAGAUCAUGCUUUGCAAAGCCAGCCCUGGCUCCUGGGCCAGGCUGGAGCUUCCCCAAAGCAGGUCACACUCCUAUGGCGAGCAGAAGGAGGCUGCCAAUGCAGAGGAGCCCAGGGCAGUGCAGGGGGAGGACUCGGAUGACAGCUUGAGCUGGUCGGAGGAGGAAGACGAGGAGCUGGAGACGGGAACACCAAGCAACUGACAGUCAAGUGCUUCAGCAGCUGAGCAGUGCUGGCUCCUGAGCUGCCAGGGACCUUGGCACCAGCUCUAGAGGAGCAGGCCCAGCCCAGAGCUGUGUGCAGACUGCAGCAUGCCCUCUCCCCUGGUCAGAAGGGGCAAGUAAUAAAAACCCAGAGCAAAGGUUA